Molecule: messenger RNA, 1931 nt
Organism: Pipistrellus kuhlii (Kuhl's pipistrelle)
Lineage: Eukaryota; Metazoa; Chordata; Mammalia; Chiroptera; Vespertilionidae
Product: transforming protein RhoA-like
Exons: 1
Coding region: 628-1209 (193 amino acids)
Biological process (GO): small GTPase-mediated signal transduction
Molecular function (GO): GTP binding; GTPase activity
Source: RefSeq, a predicted model, not a curated record
ACCAAGGCACAUGCCCUAAACCGAACCGAACCCGGACCCUUCAGUCCACAGGCUGAUGCUCUAUCCACUGAGUCAAACCGGCCUCAGCUCGUUCUUUCUUUUCAAUGUAUUGACUUAAGAGAGGGAGAGAAACAUCCAUGAGGAGAGAGAACCAUGAUCGGCUGCCUCCUGCACACCUCCUACUGGGGAUCGAGCCCCGCAACCCAGGCAUGUGCCCUUGACCGGAAUCAAACCCAAGACCUUGCAGCCCACAGGUCGAUCAAUGCUCUAUCCACUGAGCCACGCUGGCCAGGGCCCCGCCAUUCUUUAAAUACAAAUUUACAUUCUGUCUCCAUAAGAAACGCCCGGCUAGGAGUCCGAGGGACACAGACACUCGGGGGCGCGCACGUUGCUCCCCGCCUGCCCUGCGCCCCCCACCCCCGUGCACGCGCUCACGCUCCCUGCCCACCUCCCGCCAGUCCGUUAGCCCGCUGCCCCCUUAGCCGCUCGCCCUAGACCCAAGUGGACCGGGGUCAUCGGUGCAGAGAGGCCGGAGUCAGAGCAUCUCCCUUCCUCUGAGAAGGUCACGGCCCUUUGCAGAACUCGUGCCCCCCACCGCGCGCGGGCCCGGCAGCCCUUUGGUAAGCCAUGGCCGCCAUCCAGAAGAAGCUGGUGAUCGUGGGCGAUGGAGCCUGCGGCAAGACUUGCCUGCUGCUCGUCUUCAGCAAGGACCUGUUCCCGGACGUGUACAUCCCCAUGGUGUUCGAGAACUACGUGGCGGACGUGGAGGUGGACGGGCGGCGGGUGGCGCUGGCGCUGUGGGACACGGCCGGCCAGGAGGACUACGACCGCCUGCGGCCCCUCUCCUACCCGGACACGGACGUCAUCCUCAUGUGCUUCUCCGCCGACAGCCGCGACAGCCUGGAGAACAUCCAGGAGAAGUGGGCCCCGGAGGUCAAGCACUUCUGCCCCAAGGUGCCCAUCGUCCUGGUAGGGAACAAGAAGGACAUCCGCACCGACAAGCGCGCGCGGCGGGAGCUGGCCAGGAUGAAGCAGGAGCCGGUGAGGCCGGAGGAAGGCAGGGAGAUGGCGCACAGGAUCGGCGCUUUUGCUUACGUGGAGUGCUCGGCCAAGACCAAGGACGGCGUGCGGGAGGUUUUCGAGAUGGCCACGAGGGCCGCUCUGCAAGCCAGGCGUGGGAAGAAAAGGUUCGGGUGCCUUCUUUUGUGAGCGGCUUGCAGGCACAGCUUCCCGCAGUUCGUUUGGAAGUGCUGCUCUUUAGUCCUCUGUGUGACUCCUGGCCUUUUCCGUUACCUAUAUCUCAACGGAGAUUGCAAAUCACAAGUCACCUUGCCACCAGCAUUUAGAAGCCAACCAUGAUUAGUGAGGAUCCAGCCCGCCUGUCCCUGACAGCUCUCUAACAGCCCUCCUCUGCACGCCCACCUGACACACCAGGCACUGAUUCAAGGAAUUCCUUAACUUCUUUGCUUCUUUCUAGAAGGAGAAACGGUAACCCUUGUGAGUUAGGCUGUCACUGCUUCCUAACCGACAUGCCUUGCCUGUCAUCUGUCAGCUGCAAGGUACUCCGGUGAGCUGCCACUUCAGAGCUUUCCUCCUGAGCAGAUGCGCUGUGGGGCCUCUGGAGCGGGCAUCCAGUUUUUUUUAAAACGCGCUCAGCCAGAGAGGCCAAGUUCAUGCAGCUGUGGCCACGUCACAGUUCUGUGGCUCCGUGUUCGUUACCUUAUAGUUACUGUGCAAUUAGUGCCACUUAAUGUGUGUUACCAAAAAUAAAUAAAUAUAUCUACUCCAAACUAGAUGUAGUACUUUUUGUAUAAUUGGAUUUCCUAAUACUGAUAUCUGUCACCCCCACAGAAAGUGUAUUGUGGUUUGUUUGUUUUUUUUGUUUUUUUUAAAGGAAGUGUAUUGGAAAAUAAAGUCAGAUGGAAAAUUCA